Molecule: messenger RNA, 689 nt
Organism: Drosophila navojoa
Lineage: Eukaryota; Metazoa; Arthropoda; Insecta; Diptera; Drosophilidae
Gene: Mnat9
Product: microtubule-associated Nat9
Molecular function (GO): N-acetyltransferase activity
Source: RefSeq, a predicted model, not a curated record
GCUGGCAUUUACAAAAUUUAAGCCAAUUUUAAAAUGCGCUUAAAUGAGAACACAAAACUAAUUGGCCAGCGCGUUGUGCUGGUGCCCUACGAAGCCCGACAUGUGCCCAAAUAUCACGAGUGGAUGAGCAGCCCCACACUACGAAGUCUCACGGCAUCCGAUGAGUUGACGCUGGAAGAGGAGUACGAAAUGCAACGCAGUUGGCGUGAGGACCCUGACAAGCUUACAUUCAUUGUGCUGUGCGCGGAGACGUAUGAGAAGACCAAUGAUGAGAUUGCCUCCAUGGUGGGCGAUACAAAUCUAUUUGUACGCCAAGAUGACGAUGAGCCGCAGAAAUACGUUGCCGAGGCUGAGAUAAUGAUAGCUUCAUCUGCGGCACGCGGAAAAGGAUAUGGUCGUGAAGCGAUGCUGCUGAUGUUCAAAUAUGCCCAAAAGCACCUGCCACUACGAAAAUUCGAAGCCAAGAUAGACAUGGACAAUGCUGUCUCAAUGCGCCUAUUCGAAAGCUUUCAGUUUAAGGAGGUGCGUCGGGUGGAGGUCUUCCACGAAGUGACGCUCGAGCGGCUCAUAACGGACGAUUGGCUGUCCUGGCUGGAUGCACAGGUGCAGCUGAGAGCUGAGAAAUAUGUUAAUGCUUGACACUAUUUAUAAUUAAGUUUAUGCUGUUUAUUACAUUUAUAUUACAACUA